Geodia barretti is the source of this 1392-nucleotide messenger RNA. The record is from the annotation of a GenBank genome assembly. NCBI's taxonomy places the organism in Eukaryota, Metazoa, Porifera, Demospongiae, Tetractinellida, Geodiidae.
CUAUGUGGAGGGGGCUCUCCCAGCCUUCGUGGAGUUCCAGAUCUGGAGGAAGGUGUCCUCCACUGGCUCAACGUACAUAAAGAUAGUGGACCGCAUCAAUGUGGUAGUAGUAACAGCAGUGGUGUGUAUGAGUACCAACUGGACAUCCCACUAGCAUUCCAGGAAGGAGACAUCUUUGGUUACUUCCAGCCUAUAUUAAAUCGCACUGAGCUUCAAUUGUACCUGGAGAACUCCAACAGAAUUACUACCUACCAACAAAGUGUGUGUGUAGACUGUUUGUUUCCAUCACCUGUUGGGAGCAAUUUCUCCCUGGCCAGUGCCCUCACUGGUACUAGCUACCCAGUCAUUGCAGUGACCACAGUUCCAUCAGACUGUGGAUGUGGGUUCAUGUCAGUAAAGAGAGUGCGUUCUUUGUUGUCUAGUACUGGCAGGGGUUAUUCAGAUGAUAUUUUCAGACGUCGAUCUAGUGUUCUCUUUCCGAGUCUAAACUUCACAUGCAGAGUAAAUAUUUCAAAAUGGACAGUUGCAGCACAAUAUUAUCAUAGAGAUGAUCCAGAUGAUGGGUAUAUUGGACUACACCUGUGGAGAAAGUUGGGAAAUUUGAGUAGUACUCUCUACAAGAAAGUCAACAACACUGUGACAGUGAUGUCUGUGUUAUCAAGGACGAAAAGGGAAGAUAUUUACGAGUUUACUCCGACUACUACUGUGGUUGCUGAGCCAAGAGACAUUGUGGGUCUCUUUAUUAGUUACUCGUUUAGGCCUUUGUAUGAGAAGAAUAAUGACAUACUAUUUUAUUGGAGCAGAGAAACCCAAGAUGAGUAUUUUGACAUACUUGAUAGCGUAAGGGGAUACGGCAGUCCACUGAUCACUAUUGAAGCCUCUCCGGUGAGGCUUACUUCUCCUUCAAUAUCACCUCGUACAAAACAAGCAACAGAAGAAAUCAUCAUUCACAGCCUCACACCAUCCUCCACACCAGAGAGCAAACAGUCUAUGGCUAGUAACUACGGAACAUCUCUCAUUGCUGGUUCAGCCGCCAGUGUCCUUGUCCUUGCAAUUGCCAUCAUAGUACUUAUCACUGUAUGUGUUUGUUGGAGGAAAAGUCACCUGACCAAAAAAACAAGAGCGCUGCCAGAAGGUACCGAAGAUAACAUGGAGACAGAACAUGAUUACAUUCAGAAAGACAACAUGUAUGCAUAUGCUGCUCAACCAACUCUGUGCAGUGCAACUGAACAAAAUGUAGCCUACAAUGCUCACUCCUUUGACGACACUACUGAACUCGGGAAAAACGAUGUCAGUUCAAAGAAAGACUGUGAUGGAUGUGCGUAUGAAGAAAACUAUGACAAUGUAGUGCCAGUGAGAGGAGGAGAAUAUGAACCAGUGGCACAAACACAG